Capronia coronata CBS 617.96 is the source of this 267-nucleotide messenger RNA. Its product is annotated as mitochondrial import inner membrane translocase subunit tim9. The record is from RefSeq and is a predicted model, not a curated record. The transcript is spliced from 3 exons. Lineage: Eukaryota; Fungi; Ascomycota; Eurotiomycetes; Chaetothyriales; Herpotrichiellaceae. Bases 1 to 267 code for a protein of 88 amino acids.
AUGGACGCUCUUACCCCCGCAGAACAGAGAGAGCUUGGAUCUCGGCUCGAACGAAGACAGAUGACCGAAUUCAUGACGACAUUCAGCGGCCUCGUUCAGACCUGCUUCGAUGACUGUGUCAACGACUUCACAUCGAAGGCCACGACUCCCCGGGAGCAGGGUUGUGUGUCGAGGUGCUUCGAGAAGCACAUGAAAGCUACCGAGCGACUUGGAGAACGAUUUCAAGAGCAGAACGCCGCAAUGCAGGCAGAGCAGGGCCUCAGAUAG